AUGUUAUUAUUCCAUCAACCAAAUGCUUUUGCAGAAGACUCUUCUACGUCAGGAUUUCCAGUGCCACCUGAAAUAGAUGUAACAGCUCCUUAUCCGGAUCUAUUCCCGGAGCAAUCAGGAAUUACUGCAGGUUUUCCAAUCGAAGAUACUAAUGAUGAUUCUAAGGAAUCAGUUACAAGCAAAUAUCCGGGUACAAAACCUGGUUUUCCAGGAAAUCCAGAGAGCAGUGUUAUACCUAAUCAGAAUGCAAAUAGUUCUACUACGUUGAAGCCAGCAGAAGGAUCAGGAGAUGAGGUUGGUCACGAAAGUCAUAGCUCACACGAGAGUCACUCUUCUCAUGAAACUAACAACUCUCAUGAAUCUCAUACUUCACACGAAAGCCACACCUCACAUGAAUCUCAUAGUUCUCAUGAAAGCCACAGUUCCCAUGAAAGCCAUAGCUCGCAUGAGUCGUCUGGAAAUACUGAAGAAGAUUCUGAAACACCAACGCCAGGGUAUCCCGAAGAUUCCGGAAAUAUGGUUACUCCUGUAUUGCCAGAUAUAGGAGCCACUAAUGCUCCUGAAUUAAGCUCUACAGGGACUCCUAGGCCAACUCCAGGAAUUCCUGGACAUGGACACAAUUCUCACGAAAGUCAUAGUUCACAUGAAAGUCAUAGCUCUCAUGAAUCUAACAGCUCUCAUGAGAGCCAAACAUCUCAUGAGUCUCACAGUUCUCAUGAAAGUCACAGUUCACACGAGACGUCAGGAAAUUCCGGAGAAGAUUCUGGAAUAUUGGCUCCUGGAUAUCCAGGACAGCCCGGAAUUAACGUAACUCCUGAAUUACCAGAUACAGGAAACACGAAUUCUACAACACACAGUUCGACGAGUCAUCCAGGACCAACGCCAGGAAUUCCUGGCCAUGGCGAUUCUCAUGAAAACCACAAUUCCCACGAAAACCACAAUUCUCACGAAAGUCAUAGCUCACAUGAAAGUCAUAGCUCUCAUGAAUCUAAUAGCUCUCACGAGAGUCAAACAUCCCACGAGUCUCACAGUUCUCAUGAAAGUCACAGUUCACACGAGACGUCAGGAAAUUCCGGAGAAGAUUCUGGAACAUUGGCUCCUGGAUAUCCAGGACAGCCCGGAAAUAACGUAACUCCUGAAUUACCAGAUGCAGGAAACACGAAUUCUCCAACAACAGUUCGACGAGUCAUCCAGGACCAACGCCAGGAAUUCCUGGCCAUGGCGAUUCUCAUGAAAACCACAAUUCUCACGAAAGUCAUAGCUCACAUGAAAGUCAUAGCUCUCAUGAAUCUAAUAGCUCUCAUGAGAGUCAAACAUCCCACGAGUCUCACAGUUCUCAUGAAAGUCACAGUUCACAUGAGACUUCAGGACAUUCAGGAGAAGACUCAGGAACAUUGGCUCCUGGAUAUCCAGGACAGCCCGGAAAUAACGUCACUCCUGGAUUACCAGAUACAAAUUCCUCAACACCCAGUUCUACGAGUCAUCCAGGACCAACGCCAGGAAUUCCUGGCCAUGGCGAUUCUCAUGAAAACCACAAUUCCCACGAAAACCACAAUUCUCACGAAAGUCAUAGCUCACAUGAAAGUCAUAGCUCUCAUGAAUCUAAUAGCUCUCAUGAGAGUCAAACAUCCCACGAGUCUCACAGUUCUCAUGAAAGUCACAGUUCACACGAGACUUCAGGAAAUUCUGGAGAAGAUUCUGGAACAUUGGCUCCUGGAUAUCCUGGACAGCCUGGAAAUAACGUCACUCCUGAAUUACCAGAUACAGGAAACACAAUUCCCCAGCACAUUCUUCGACAAGUCAACCAGGACCAACUCCAGAAUUCCUGGCCAUGGAGAUUCACACGAAAACCACAAUUCUCACGAAAGUCAUAGCUCACAUGAAAGUCAUAGCUCUCAUGAAUCUAAUAGCUCUCAUGAGAGUCAAACAUCCCACGAGUCUCACAGUUCUCAUGAAAGUCACAGUUCACAUGAGACUUCAGGACAUUCAGGAGAAGACUCAGGAACAUUGGCUCCUGGAUAUCCAGGACAGCCCGGAAAUAACGUCACUCCUGGAUUACCAGGUUCAAAUUCCUCAACACUCACUUCCACGAGUCAUCCAGGACCAACGCCAGGAAUUCCUGGUCAUGGCGAUUCUCAUGAAAACCACAAUUCUCACGAAAGUCAUAGCUCACAUGAAAGUCAUAGCUCUCAUGAAUCAAACAGCUCUCAUGAAUCAAAUAGCUCUCAUGAGAGUCAAACAUCUCACGAGUCUCACAGUUCUCAUGAAAGUCACAGCUCACACGAGACCUCAGAAAAUUCUGGAGAAGAUUCUGGGACAUUGGCUCCUGGAUAUCCAGGACAACCCGGAAAUAACGUCACUUCUGGAUUACCAGAUACAGGAAACACAAAUUCCCCAGCACAUUCUUCGACAAGUCAACCAGGACCAACUCCAGGAAUUCCUGGCCAUGGAGAUUCACACGAAAGUCAUAGCUCACAUGAAAGUCAUAGCUCACAUGAAAGUCAUAGCUCUCAUGAAUCUAAUAGCUCUCAUGAGAGUCAAACAUCCCACGAGUCUCACAGUUCUCAUGAAAGCCACAGUUCACACGAGACUUCAGGAAAUUCCGGAGAAGAUUCUGGAACAUUGGCUCCUGGAUAUCCAGGACAACCCGGAAAUAACGUCACUCCGGGAUUACCAAGCACAAAUUCCUCAACACCCAGUCCGACGAGUCAUCCAGGACCAACGCCAGGAAUUCCUGGCCAUGGCGAUUCUCAGGAAAACCACAAUUCUCACGAAAGUCAUAGCUCACAUGAAAGUCAUAGCUCUCAUGAAUCUAAUAGCUCUCAUGAGAGUCAAACAUCCACGAGUCUCACAGUUCUCAUGAAAGUCACAGUUCACAUGAGACUUCAGGACAUUCAGGAGAAGACUCAGGAACAUUGUUCUACGAGUCAUCCAGGACCAACGCCAGGAAUUCCUGGCCAUGGCGAUUCACAUGAAAACCACAAUUCUCACGAAAACCACAAUUCUCACGAAAGUCAUAGCUCACAUGAAAGUCAUAGCUCUCAUGAAUCGAAUAGCUCUCAUGAGAGUCAAACAUCUCACGAAUCUCACAGUUCUCAUGAAAGUCACAGCUCACACGAGACCUCAGAAAAUUCAGGAGAAGAAUCUGAAACACCAACACCAGGAUAUCCAGGACAACCUGAAAAUAAUGUAACUCCUGGAAUACCGAAUACAGGAAACACACAUGCUCCUGAAAUAAGCUCUACCAGUCAUCCAGGGCCAACUCCAGGAAUUCCAGGCCACGGAGAUUCACAUGAAAGCCAUAACUCACACGAAUCUCACUCUUCUCAUGAAUCUAACACCUCCCAUGAAUCCCAAUCAUCUCAUGAAUCCCACUCUUCUCACGAAUGUAACACCUCCCAUGAAUCCCACUCUUCUCACGAAUCCCACUCCUCGCAUGAAACAUCACAAGAAUCAGGCCAACCAGAGGCAGGAUUUCCUGGUCAACCAACUCAAAAACCAGGAUCAAGUUCUACCAGCAAUCCUUGCAUUUGUCCUGUAGAUUCAUCAAGUAACUCUGACAUUACAUUCGACAUAGAAAACUUUAUGGAAAAGAUAACUAAUCCAGAAGCCAGGCAGGAAUUAGAAGAAUUUCUCCAAAAUUGGGAAGUGAAGGUAAUUGUCAAGAAGAGGAAGUAG
Messenger RNA from Ctenocephalides felis (cat flea), 3678 nucleotides. Its product is annotated as filaggrin-like. The transcript has 3 exons. NCBI's taxonomy places the organism in Eukaryota, Metazoa, Arthropoda, Insecta, Siphonaptera, Pulicidae. The record is from RefSeq and is a predicted model, not a curated record. Bases 1 to 3678 code for a protein of 1225 amino acids.